This is a messenger RNA of Musa acuminata subsp. malaccensis (wild Malaysian banana), 1184 nucleotides long. Its product is annotated as COMPASS-like H3K4 histone methylase component WDR5B. The record is from RefSeq and is a predicted model, not a curated record. Lineage: Eukaryota; Viridiplantae; Streptophyta; Magnoliopsida; Zingiberales; Musaceae. Gene Ontology annotation, biological process: transcription initiation at RNA polymerase II promoter. Gene Ontology annotation, molecular function: RNA polymerase II general transcription initiation factor activity; protein binding. Gene Ontology annotation, cellular component: transcription factor TFIID complex.
GCAAACCACAAUCGGGGUUCGUUCCCAUGUCCACCCCCGGUCCCGCGCAGGCGGCGCCGGCAUCUCCCUACCGGCCGUACCGCCUCUCGCGCACGCUGACCGACCACAGGCGCGCCGUCUCGUGCGUUAAGUUCUCCAACGAUGGCCUCUAUCUGGCUUCGGCGUCGCUCGACAAGACCGUCAUCGUGUGGGCCUCCGACACAUUCGGUACCGUCGCGACCUUCUCCGGCCACUCCGAGGGCAUCUCCGACCUCGCCUGGUCCUCCGAUUCCCACUACGUUUGCUCCGCCUCUGACGACCGCACCCUCCGCGUCUGGGACGUCCACCAACCCUCCAAUGGCUGCGUCCGUACCUUCCGCGGCCACAUCUCCUUCGUCUUCUGCGCCGACUUCAACCCUCCUUCGGACCGCAUCGCGUCCGGUUCCUUCGACCAGACUGUGCGGAUCUGGGACGUCAAGAGCGGCAAGUGCAUCAAGACGAUCGAGGCGCACGACGAGCCCGUGACCUCCGUUCACUUCAUCAGGGACGGCUCCAUCAUCGUGUCGGCCAGCCACGAUGGGUCUUGCAAGAUCUGGGACGCCGAUUCCGGGGCGUGCCUGAAGGUGCUCAUCGAUGACAAGACCCCCGCUGUGUCCUUCUCCAAGUUCUCCCCUAAUGGCAAGUUCAUCCUAAUUGCCACCCUUGAUGACACCCUGAAGCUAUGUAAUUAUUCCACAGGGAAGUUCUUGAAGAUUUACACUGGUCAUGUUAACAGAAGAUACUGCAUUACAUCUGCAUUUUCUGUUACAAAUGGCAAAUAUAUAGUUAGUGGCUCGGAAGAUAAGUGUGCCUAUAUUUGGGACCUCCAAAGCAAACAGAUGAUUCAAAAACUGGAAGGCCAUACCGACACUGUCAUUUCAGUAUCCUGUCAUCCCACACGCAACAUAAUUGCAUCUGCUGGACUUGAUAAUGAUAAGACAGUGAGGAUUUGGAUUCAAGAAACUGCAUGAAGUUCAAAACAGUUGUAUAAAUCGGAUAAGAUUCCAUCUAGUUUCAUUUUCGAGGACUUUGGUUUGUGUACAAUGUUGUAGUUAACUAGUUGCUAGUUGAACUGGCAUCAUGAUUGCUUCCGAUCAUUUGUAUACUGCCUGUACGAGAUCUUUGAUUACAUGCAUCAAUGGUUAUAGCAUUUGGUUUUGGAGUCG